CUUCUUCGUCGUCUUCGUUUGGAGCCAGCGCAUACAGAGAGUAAUAUCGUCUAGAGAAGUGAACAUGGAUGCUUCUUUUUAGUUUUUGCUACUAUAGCAAAAACGUUGAAUUAACCAAUACUAGUUUAUUCUAAUCGGUAAUUGAAAUAUGAUGGGGCCGGAGAAUCACCAUAGCCUCGAAGAAGCUCGGCUUUACGCAUCGAAGGAGCAGAUGGAGAGUUUAGUAAUCGACGAUUCUCUUUCUGAUAAGUCCAAUGUUGAUUUCAGAAGUGCGAUGACGACUCUAUCAGAUUCUCAUUCAUCUCAUCCUCUAUCAUCUCCCAUUGUUACAACACCUGCUGAUCGCGAUCCGCUUAUUUCUCCGCCGAUUCCCAGGGACAACAAAAAGCCUACCUUUUCCGGAAAUUCUUAUAUUGAGCCGCCGUCCUACGCCGACGUUGUUUUUGGUCCCCUUGGAACUCGCGAUGAUGAUGAUGGAGAGCAGGUCAAUGGUGUGCAGAGCCCUAGGCGGGAUGAAUUGGAGAAAUCGAGGGAUUUUUCGAGAUCAUCAUCGAUGAGAUCGGAUUUUUUGAAGAUUACGGUGUCAAACCCUCAAAAGGAAGUGGAUUCUUCGAAUUCGAUUGUUCCAGGUGGGAACACUUAUAUUACGUACUUGAUAACGACGAAGACGAAUCUGCCGGAGUACGGGGGAUCUGAUUUUGUAGUGCGGAGGAGGUUCAGGGAUGUUGUUACUUUAGCGGAUCGUUUGAGCGAGGGUUAUCGAGGUCUUUUUGUUCCUCCAAGACCUGAUAAAAAUGUAGUCGAGAGUCAAGUGAUGCAAAAGCAGGAAUUUGUGGAGCAAAGAAGAAUUGGAUUAGAGAAAUACCUUAGAAGAUUGGCAUCGCAUCCGGAGAUCAGGAAGAGCGACGAGUUGAGGGUUUUUUUGCAGGUUCAGGGAAAACUACCAUUGCUGUCAAGUACAGAUGUUGCUUCGAGGAUGCUUGAUGGUGCUGUGAAGCUCCCAAAACAGUUGUUUAGGGAUUCUGCUGGAGUGAUCGCCCCAGAAGAUGCAGUUCAGCCUGCAAAAGGAGGAAGAGACUUAUUAAGGAUUUUCAGGGAGCUAAAGCAGUCAGUCGUAAUCGAUUGGGGUGGUUCAAGACCUGCCGUAGAGGAGGAAGACAAGGAAUUUCUAGCUAAGAAAGAGAAGCUGCAUACUCUUGAGCACCAACUUAAUGAUGCUUCUAAGCAGGCUGAAGUGUUUGUGAAAGCUCAAGAAGAUCUUGGUGAAACAAUGGGGGAGAUGGGAUUAGCUUUUAUUAAGUUGACAAAGUUCGAGAAUGAGCAAGCGGUGUUUAACACGCAACGAACUCGGGCCACUCAAAUGAAAAAUCUCGCCACUGUUUCUAUCAAAGCAAGUAGAUUGCAAAGGGAAUUAAAUGCACAGACAGUCAAGCAUUUGGACACGUUACAUGAAUACUUGGGUCUCAUGUUGGCUGCCCAGAAUGCUUUCUCAGAUAGAUCAAGUGCUCUGUUAACUGUGCAAACACUUCUAUCAGACUUGUCUUCUUUGCAAUCAAGAUCUGUGAAGCUGGAAAGUGCUGCCUCCAAGAUAUUUGGUGGUGACAGGUCAAGGGUUCAGAAAAUAGAAGAGAUUAAAGAAGCUGUCCGAGUCACUGAGGAUGCUAAAAACUGUGCAAUCAGAGAAUAUGACAGAAUAAAGGAAAAUAACAAGACUGAAAUAACGAGGUUUGAGAAAGAAAGAAAGGUUGAUUUUGUGAAUAUGGUGAAGGGAUUCGUCGUUAGUCAGGUGGCAUACAAUGAGAAAAUUGGAGAAGAAUGGUCAAAGGUUGUGCAGGACACUGCUGUGUAUGCAAAAGAGAGCAUGUAAACUGAGCCUGAGCGACGAGCCACAGUGUAAAUUAAGAUUCAUAUUUUCUUUUUUCCUAAUUUUCUUUGCAUAUCAAAUUUGUGAACUAUUAUUAUUAGAAGAAGAAGAAAGAAAAUUAGUAGAAUUGUCUGUCAUCAUCAAAACAAUAAAUUUAUGGCAAUUAUUUGCUGCCCUAUUUUAUUUAUUCUGUCAAGGAUUCUGUUUUGUUGGUUAAGACUGUGAACUACUACUGACUACAAGUUUUCUAAUUAUGCUUCAUUCCUUUUGACACUA
This is a messenger RNA of Impatiens glandulifera, 2140 nucleotides long. Its product is annotated as sorting nexin 2B-like. The transcript has 5 exons. The record is from RefSeq and is a predicted model, not a curated record. Lineage: Eukaryota; Viridiplantae; Streptophyta; Magnoliopsida; Ericales; Balsaminaceae. Bases 149 to 1867 code for a protein of 572 amino acids. Gene Ontology annotation, molecular function: phosphatidylinositol binding.